Molecule: messenger RNA, 2184 nt
Organism: Mucor mucedo
Lineage: Eukaryota; Fungi; Mucoromycota; Mucoromycetes; Mucorales; Mucoraceae
Exons: 8
Coding region: 1-2184 (727 amino acids)
Molecular function (GO): protein binding
Source: RefSeq, a predicted model, not a curated record
AUGGCAGGGAGAGAAAUUGUUUACACAGUUCAUAAAUUCGAAGCAGAAAAUAUUGACGAAAUUUCUAUUAAUGUGGGAGAACAAGUCAUUGUGUUGGAGAAGGAUGAAGGUUACAAUGACGGUUGGUGGCAGGGUCGUAAUAUAAGAGGCGAGACAGGUUUAUUUCCAAUUAGCUACACCGUAAAGCAACCACCACGUACCUUACUUGACAAGAUUGAUUCUGUCGAAAGCAGCAUAUCCAAAAUCAAGCCCAGUCAGCAGAAAUCUUUUGCGGUAGACUCACCAGUAAAUGAAUGGACAUCAGAACAAGUUGCAGCCUGGCUCAUUCACGCUGGAUUCGAUAAAGAACUAGCAGAAAAUUUUAAAGAUCAGGAAAUAAGCGGAGACAUUUUAUUAGAAUUGACGCUGGAUUCGUUGAAAGAGCUUUCAGUGACAACAUUUGGUAAACGCUUCAAAAUACACAGUGCCAUUAAUGUGUUACGUCAAGAAUCAAAAAAACAACAAUAUGCUGAAGCACGGGUUCAAUCACCUAUUCCAGAAAACCCUAUCUCGGUCAUUUACAACAGUAAUAAGCAAACUUCCUAUGUUGACGAUGAUUUAGUAUCCGAUUAUAGCACCGUCAUUCGAAACUCCAAAUUGCCUUCUCAAAAGUUGUUAGCAAGGCCAUCCAUUCCAUUAGAUAUGGACCUUAUUGCUUCAUCGCCUCGAUUAUCCACCUUGGUAGAACGUCAGGGUUCGAUCAGUAACACACACACCGAUAAACCUGUGCGACCGCCACAACAACAGCAGCAUCAACCACCGCAAAAACAACAAUCUUCUACAUCCAGCCGAUAUAGCUUUAUGCGGAGCUCGUUGCUACCAAACAAUAACAAACUCCAGUCCGUGAUACCCUCAGCGACUAUGGUACGACGUUCCGAAGAUGUGGUUUCUUUAGCCGAAGUAUCCGUAUCGCCGGAUAUGGAAGGCUGGUUGUAUAAACAAGGUGAUAAAUAUAAGACUUGGAAUAAACGAUGGUUUGUGCUGAAGUCCAACAAUCUAUUCUAUUUUAAAAGCCCAAAGGCUGUGCGCAUGAAGGGAAUUAUCAAUUUAAAGGGUUAUCGUAUUGAAGUGGACGAAUCUAUUCAUCCAGGAAAAUAUUGCUUCAAGGCACAUCAUGGAAAGGAACGUACGUUUUAUUUUUUUACCGAACAUGAAAAAGCCAUGAAAGAUUGGUUAAAAGCCCUUAUGAAGGCCACUAUUGCACGCGAUUUUGCUACUCCAGUUAUGUCGUCUAGUACCAUCCCUACCAUUUCAUUAGAAAUGGCUCGUAAAAUGAGACCUCGACCUCCUUCCACCUUAUUUAAUUUCAAAGACACCAGUCGAUCACCUACCCCUAAUUAUCGUAUCCAGAACAACUUGGAUCAGCAGUUCUCUAAUAUGGCUCUAGAAGACGGAUCAUCCCGAGCACCUUCAUCUAUGAGCACACGACUCAAAGAUUCAGGUUUUAAUAGCUCACACGGCGCGAAUCUCAGUCGAUCCAUCACAGAAAGUAGCGGCAGUUCCACUCGUAAAAGUCAACAUGCUCCAUCCACCAUUGCCAGUCCUAGCAGUAGGAUAUUUUAUCCCGAUGAAGAAGAUGAGGAUUUGAUUGACCCUGAACAUAUGAGUGUGAUUGAAGUGAAUCGAUAUGGUGGAGAUUUAUACCCGCAUGAGGAAGAAGAAGUGGAUGUGGACCAUGCUGCGACAAGUAUGCUAAAGAAACAACAGCGGUAUUUGGAUUGGAUUAAUAGCAAUGUUCAGAUAUCACAUCAUGUGCAGAGAAUUACGGAUCUGUGUACUGGUGAGACAUUAUUAGACUUGUUGGAAAGUUUGAGCGGUAAAGAAAUUAUGCGACCAAUCGCAAACCCUUCACAAUCAUCCAAUGUCCAAAGUAUGGAUCGUAUCAUUGCAGCAUUCAAGUUCAUGACGGUAGAAGGCGUUGAAUUUGACGGUGCAUGUACUGUGCGAGACAUUUUAAACGGAAAUGGAGAUAAAACCAUGUAUAUGUUAGACUCGAUUAAAUAUUGGAGCCAGAAUAACCCGGUCGUGAAUGGCAAAAAGAUGGCCAGUGGAGGUACAUUCGGUGAAGACGAACAAUCAAAAUUAAGAGAAUUAGAAGAAGAAUGUGAGAAUAUUCUUCCACCCAACACAUUUGCAUCCCGUUAA